CCCAUUUUGUUUAGCGGGUCAAUAAAAGAGAAUAUUCGCUUAGGAAAGCCUGAUGCAAGUGAUGAAGACGUUGUUACUGCAGCAAAAUUGGCAAAUGCACAUGAUUUUAUAAUGAAAUUUCCUGAUGUACGAUUUUAUUCUUUGUAUGGUUGAUGUGAAUUUCUUUUCCUACAUCUCUUUUUAAGGAUUACAAAAUGAAAGAAGGAUUUAAAUUGUCCAGAGGACAGAAACAACGUGUGGCUAUAGCCCGUGCGCUCAUUUCGAAUCCCAAAAUUCUUUUGCUUGACGAUGCUACUUCAGCGUUGGAUUACACAAGUGAAAAAGUUGUACAGGAUGCUCUUGAAAAGGCGAAAGACGGUCGAACGACGGUUAUCGUUACUCAUCGUCUAUCGACGAUAAGGAAUGUCGAUCUCAUCUUUGUUUUGCAGCACGGUACAGUUAAUGAAUAUGGUACUCAUCAUGAAUUAAUGGACAAAAAAGGGUUCUACUAUGAGUUUGUAGUAGCACAAGAAAAAGUUGGCAACAAUCCAGAGAAUAAUCUUCAUAAUUAUGACGAAGAACCUGAUAUAAAUUUCUCUGAGCAGAAAAUCGCUGGAGCAACUGUCUUAGUAAAGCCUUCAGCAUUAAGCACAGAACCUGGCAAUAGUACCAAACAUACGAUGCCAACUAACAAUAUACAAAAGAAUAAUAAGAAAAGAAAAUUAUCGAAACCGUUCUUACUGAAAAUUUUAGCACUAAAUGCUGCCGAAUGGCCUUACAUAAUAGCUGGUGGAAUGGUGUCUUUGAUAUUUGGUGCUAUUGAACCAGUAUUGGCGUUUUUACUAAUAGAAAUGUAUGGUGCAUUUUCUGAACUAAAUUUUCAAAGACAGACACAUCAAACCCG
Messenger RNA from Didymodactylos carnosus, 883 nucleotides. Lineage: Eukaryota; Metazoa; Rotifera; Eurotatoria; Philodinida; Philodinidae. The record is from the annotation of a GenBank genome assembly.